GAAUGCCUCCUUAAACUUGCACCUAUUUUCAUGCUUUUGUGUACUUUUCAGUUAAACAUAGUUGAUUCUUACUGCUGCUGCUUCACUCAUAUUAAAAAGUAUUUUCAGCUUUCACAGGCGUUUGCGCUAUGGCAGUUGUGAAAAUGUACGUUUAAUUAUGGCUUGGAAUAACCGACUGAUUUUUCGGGUUAUCCCCUACAGUGGGUACAAACCUCAUGUUCGCUGGAGAGCAACUACGACAACAUUCCGCUGCUGAUGCGGAGUGGCUUUGGUGGAGAGGGAAACAGCCUUCUGUGCAAGCCUUAUUUUGUCGUCCUUUUAGCGCAACUCAGGCUGCGCGUAAAGGAAAAGAGAAAAAAUGCAAGCAUGAAAAGGUGAGAGGAUAGGUGACAUACCGUCCUCCUUUUUCUCAUUAUUAACAUUAGGUCGCAUUAUUUUCAAAAUCUAACCUCUUCGUCAAAAUUGCCAUGACCAUUUUUUCAAGAAUAAAAAAAAAUAACUUAUAAUCACUAUUAUUGAAAUAUAGUAAGUACUGAUCUAUAAGUUACCAGGAAGCAAGGACAUAACACGAUGUUUCCAUUGCGAACCAUGGCCAAUCCCCCCUCGUGGGCGCGUGCCAUAAGUUGAAGGAAGAAGAGGCAGAGCAAGGCUUCAAAAGAUUAGGUGAACGUUUCAGCACGCAAUUCUUGGCCAAUCCCCCAGCGUGGGUAUGAGCCAUAACAUGAGGCCAUCAUCAUCAUCAUCAUCUGUCUGUCCUGCUCGCUCAGUGCUCCUGGCAGCUGUUUCCGUCUUCAGCUCAGUGCCCAGACAUCCUUUUAAAGCGCUGCUUUUCUGUAAGGAUCCCAUCGUCUCGUCAAGACUGGUGACACAACCGCGAGGCCAAUAUGGAGGAUGCAAGCCAGAUGUCACAGUUAUCCGAGAUGUCGACAGCUUCGACGAGCCCUAGCGAUCGCAUGGCGCACCGCGAGCAGAAGCGGAUGAUCGUACGUACUGGCAUAGUCGUUAUCAUACUGCUUCUCAUCAUAGACGCCAUACUGCUGUACCUGUGGCUGACGGCAGAACCGAAGGUCAUCUACAAGAAGGUCACCAAAGAAGACUUGAACAGGCGCCUGUUCCAACCUUUCGACCUUGACCCGAGGGACACUGACGACACUCUGCUGCUCCUGGAAGGGCUGUCGUUCCCUAGCACGGACACCUCCUCCGACCACCGCCAUAGGCAGGGCAUGUGUAACUCCUCGGGCUGCCUGUGGCUCCAGGGGUACCUCAGAGGACGCAACAGUGGCUUGGGCCACAUCCAUAGCCAGAGCCAGAAGGGUGGCCGACCGGGCCCCUGCGACGACUUUCAUGAGCACGUGUGCGGCGCGAGACGUCACUCACUUUACAGGGAUGGCGUCGCGCGACUCAUGGCCGCCGUCGCGGAAAGGCUCACGGGAAGGCUGCGCGUAGUCCCCGGAAUCGGAAGUGGACGAGCGGAAGCCGCCGGCACUGGAGACCCGGAUGAGGAUCAUGCGAUAGUCCUCGAGCGGUGCCUCGAAGGUGGAGCCGUGAUCACCAAAGAUAACAUUAUGAGUACCUGUGGGCAAACACGGGGCGAGGACUGCCCGCCGUCAUUUCCCUAUGCGCCCCUCGGGAUCACCGAGCGCUUCUUCCGAUCCAACCGCAGCGCCAGCAUCGACGACUUCGCUGCUUUCGUACAAAGCCUUGCGCCGAACCUGCGCAGCGGAGGCCACUCGAACUCUAGCGAGGUCGGCUUGGUCAGGGCAUUCCCCAGGCGGUGGAUCUCCACAGCGUGCCGAUGGGUUGAGUUGUCUGCGCGUUGUCAUCUGGAGCGGAGUUUGCAGUCCAGGGGCUCUGCUGGCCUCGCGCUUUACCAGCAGCUGUGGAAGCUGCUUUACUUCGCACCUUUCUUGGGUAGCCAGGCUCGUCCACUGGUAAAGGCAGCCUACCAGGAACCCCCCGAUCCUCAGCUGCAAGCUUGUGUCCGUUUCAUUGACGACGCGUUUCGGCAAAAGACCACCCAGGCUGCCAGGGCGACGCUGUCGGAGGCUGUCGAUGGCUUACACGACACCGUCGCCCAUUUCGUAUGGGAGGCCCGCCAGAGACACUAUAGCCCACGACCUUCAGCGAUGUAG
Molecule: messenger RNA, 2132 nt
Organism: Dermacentor andersoni
Lineage: Eukaryota; Metazoa; Arthropoda; Arachnida; Ixodida; Ixodidae
Source: RefSeq, a predicted model, not a curated record